Anopheles moucheti is the source of this 2453-nucleotide messenger RNA. RefSeq names its product zinc finger protein 98. The transcript is spliced from 4 exons. NCBI's taxonomy places the organism in Eukaryota, Metazoa, Arthropoda, Insecta, Diptera, Culicidae. Gene Ontology annotation, cellular component: nucleus; chromosome. The record is from RefSeq and is a predicted model, not a curated record. Bases 57 to 1520 code for a protein of 487 amino acids. Gene Ontology annotation, biological process: regulation of transcription by RNA polymerase II. Gene Ontology annotation, molecular function: zinc ion binding; chromatin insulator sequence binding.
CUGUAGCGAUUACUGCUUGAUUUUAGGGGUUUGAAGCAAAUAAAUCGAGCCGUAAUAUGGACGCAACAGACUCAACGAUUGAGCAAGUUCCUCUCGAAGGCCCGAAAACCAAUUGGCAAUAUUAUACGGACAAUUUUCACCGUUUAUGCCGGCUCUGUUUGUCGCAAGACAGGUUGGUCUCUAUCUACUAUAACGUGCAGGGGCGAAAUGUAUACUACAUACGAAAUUUUGUGAAACUGGCGCUUGAUUUGCUGAAGAUUAAGAUCAAUAAGCAUGAUGCGCUGCCGAACUUCUUGUGUGAAAAGUGUGAAAGAAAUCUCAAGAUUAUUACUAACUUUAAGCGAAAAUGUGAUGAAUCAAUGAAGCUGUUGUGCCACAUUCGCGAUAGCACAAAUAAAAGAGAUCACAGCAAACCUGUCCCUGAUGCAGUACGAAAAAGGAAGCGAAGAAGAAAAGUACCUACCAAAAAACUCAAGGAAGAUUGUGCAGACAUUUUGAAGAAGCUACCGCAAGAGAUUCACGUCGAAAAAAAGGCUAUAACCCUUAUAGAAAAACGUGUGAAAGAUAGCACGGAUAGUAGCACAAACUUUCAAAUACCUUACGAAGAAAAGAAUAAAUCGAUUGCUGUGAUCAUUGAAGCUAUAGAUCAACGAAACCUUGAAUGUUUGGAAACCAAAACCCAUGAUCAACUAUCACCAGAGUCAUUGAAUGAAGAUCAACCUGCCGGACAUCAGAGUAACGAUGAGGAAAUAGAGUUUAUCACCACGGACGAAUAUUUCGACGAACAAGAAGAAAACGAAGACAGGCACGAGACCCCAAACAUUUCACACCAAAACGAUCCUACUUCAAGGAAUCCAAAGCACAAGCAAAUAAAAACAUCACCUCACAAGGAGAAAAUCGUCUGUUCCGUUUGUGGAACAAAGGUGAACAAUAUCAAAUCCCACAUGGUCAUCCAUUCGGUACGAACACACAAAUGUGAACAGUGUCCAAAGAGUUUCACCUCCCGCAACAAACUACAAUCGCACGUGAAUGGGGUACAUCUGCGGAAGCGUGACUUCAAGUGCGACAUCUGCGAUAAAGCAUUCCUGGAGAAGAACAAUUUGAAAGGACACAUGCGUAUACACAAUGGCGAACGGAAGUAUGCAUGUAAUCUAUGCCCCAAGACUUUCCUGUUCGCUGGUACUUUACGCUGUCACAUGCUAACCCACACACAAGAGAAACGACACGAAUGCGAGGUCUGCGGGAAGCUGUUUCUAUUGCGAACGACACUUAACAAGCAUCUGCGGGUACAUUCCGGUGAAAAGCCACACAGUUGCAGCGUGUGUGAUAAGCGAUUCCGGACCACAACACACAUGGUGGUACAUAUGCGUACGCAUACAGGCGAGAAACCGCUAAGUUGCCGCAUUUGUGGGAUGUGCUUUGCACACCAUAAGGGUCGAAGUGUUCACAUGAAAACAAAACAUCCCCAGCAGCUUGUAGAGUUGGGUUUAAUCGACGAGAAAGGUCAUUUGAAAUGUUAGAAUCAUGCCUCGAUCUUCUAUCUACUUAUACUGUGCUACAACUACUUCGUGGUCUUGCCUUGCUGCAGGAAUCUUCUAAACGAGAGUGGUUGUCAUCCAGUUAAUUAUUAUGAGCUUUCUGACAGACGCAUCAACGCGAUAACUCCUUCUCAGUUUCGGCCAACCAUGUGGAUUGCGUAAAAAGACUUUACAGGAUGGUUCGUCCGGUGCCUUGUUAAUGACAUAACCUACCCAUUUGGGUAUUACAGUGGCUCUUUCAUCGUCAUUCCCCACCAAAAAUCUAUCAGAGCAACUUCCUCUCGAUCGCGUAUCUGAGAGGGUUUCGUCAGCCAAUUAUUCGGUGUUCUAGGAAAUCAUCUUUCAGAAGUUCGCGCGGCUAGCUGGUCAGAAGGAUAUUGAAGGAUAAUGGCGGUACCGAUACAAUACUGAUCUGAGAUCUACUGUUGAAUAAUUUUGUUGUGUUGAAUUGAUGCCGUAAGAAUUCGAAUGAUUGACAUGGUCUGUAAAACCCUCCCAGGUCGUUCAUAGUAAAAGGCAAUAUUUGAGAGAUUUGAAAAGUAAGUUAUCAAUAGCCAGUACUGUAGCAGUCAUAAAUAUUUUUAUGACAUUUAUAAAUAUAUUUAGUAAUAUUUAGUUAGCGGUCUUGUCCUGCUGUCCAUCCAAUCCCUUGUCCAAAGUUCAAUGUACCUGGGAGGACACUAUGGCAAUAAGGCUUAGUGUAAGCUUUCCCACAACCCUCAGUUCCAUUUAGACAACCCAUCCUUAUUGGCCAUUGUGUUCUAACUGAUAUAUACCAAAGCGCAUAUUGCCGCAACGCGAUCAUGGUGGAGUAGACUAGAAGUAUGCACUCGACUACUAGAGGAGAUUUUGAAUCUUGAUUUAAAAGCUUUGAGAAUAGUGGAGUAAAAUGAACAGGAUAAGAAACAUACAUGU